Messenger RNA from Paramecium octaurelia, 981 nucleotides. NCBI's taxonomy places the organism in Eukaryota, Ciliophora, Oligohymenophorea, Peniculida, Parameciidae. The record is from the annotation of a GenBank genome assembly.
UUUAACGAUGUCGAAGUGGUUAGAUAUGAGUUUAACAUGUACCCAAAUUAGUUUCAAGGCACAACAACCUGUUUCAUGUAUGGUAACAUUCAUCAAUCCAAGAUAGUCCAAUGAAUUGUGUCUUUGAACAUGAUGGACACAAAUUGUAUUUAGGAAAUAUCAAUGCAGCAAAUGACUCUACAUAUCUCAGAAAACAUGAAGUUGGAGCUGUACUGUCUGUGAUUGACACUAGUGAUAUCAAAUUAGAAAAGUCAGUUAUUCACCUUGUAAUUUAAUUCCUUAUCAUAAUAGUGGAUUGCAGCUGAGGAUUGUGAGACAGUUCAAUUAAUAAGAUAUUUUGAACAAGCCUCUAAUUUUAUAUAGGACAACCUAAGACACACUAAUGUAUUAGUUCAUUGUUAUGCUGGAAUCUCAAGAUCGAGUUCAUUGAUAAUUGCUUACUUACUCAAAUGUCAAGGCUACACAUUAAAAGAAGCCCUAAGUAAGUUGAAAUGUUAGAGACCAUAAGUCGAUCCAAAUAAUGGGUUUUUGGAGCAAUUAAAACAGUAUGAGGAGAAAUUGAAAUCAAGCAAAACUCAAUAGAGUUCUAGUCUUAAUAAGAGUGCAGGCAAAUUUAUAAGCCUGAGUACAAGCGUUGAAAAAUAGAAUUCGAUCCCAAAGGGUAGAUAGAAUGUUUCAAACUUCAAUAUUUAUAGUAAUCUUAAUUCUUAAGUUACUAAAACAAAUAUCAGGAAUCUUUAAUUGAAGACAAUUACUGUUCCAAAAACCAAAUCAAGCUUUUUAGAGAAGAGUUGCAGUCCAUCUAAUAUCAGCACAUAAAAUAGCUGCUAAGGGAAGAGUUUUUUUUCGAAUUGUAAACAUGAAGAUCCUUGGAAACAGUACUAGAAAAUAAAAAAUUAGGAAACUGUUUGGAAUAAAUAAAUACUAGGAAUGAAAAAUAUUUAUAGUAAUCACAGUAGAUAGCAUUCUUUAAAUAUGUGA